Messenger RNA from Pristis pectinata (smalltooth sawfish), 2299 nucleotides. RefSeq names its product phosphopantothenoylcysteine synthetase (gene ppcs). Gene Ontology annotation, biological process: coenzyme A biosynthetic process. The record is from RefSeq and is a predicted model, not a curated record. NCBI's taxonomy places the organism in Eukaryota, Metazoa, Chordata, Chondrichthyes, Rhinopristiformes, Pristidae. The transcript has 3 exons. Gene Ontology annotation, molecular function: phosphopantothenate--cysteine ligase activity. Bases 96 to 1058 code for a protein of 320 amino acids. Gene Ontology annotation, cellular component: nucleus; cytoplasm.
AAAACAUUUCAGUGUGGCGGGGGUGAACUCUGGGCGGAAGACUGGGUGGGUGCAAGGUUCGCUGCCGGUUGCUAAUACAGGAGGGACCAGUUGUCAUGGCGGCGGAGAGCGAGUCGGAAUGGACCGAGUUUUUCUCCAACUGCGUGCCGCCGCCCAACGCGGACGCCUCGGCCCAGGCCAUGGGCGAGUUCGCGGUGCGACACGCCAGGCAGGGCCGCAGGGUGGUGCUGGUGACCUCGGGCGGCACCAAAGUGCCGCUGGAGUCGCGGACCGUGCGCUUCCUGGACAACUUCAGCAGCGGCUGGCGCGGCGCCGUGUCCGUCGAGUACUUCCUCCAGCUGGGCUACGCCGUGAUGUUCCUGCACCGCCACCGCUCGCUCUACCCCUUCUCCCGCCGCUACUCCGGCCUCAACAUCCUGGACGCGCUGAAGGCCGUGCUGGACGCCAGGACCACCCGCUGGCGGGUGGAAGCCGACCAGACGGCGCUGCCGGACAUCGUGCCGGUGCUGCAGCGGUACACGGCCGUGCGGGAGGCUGGCCUGCUCCUACCCGUAGAAUUCAGCACCUUGUCUGACUACUUGUACCUGCUCAGGGCGGCGGCUCAGGCGCUCAACCCCAUCGGACCAAAGGCAAUGUUCUACCUCGCAGCAGCAGUGUCGGAUUUCUUCAUUCCUGCGUCAGAGAUGCCAGAGCACAAAAUUCAGUCGGGUGCUAGCCCUCUGCAGCUAACUAUGCAAAUGGUACCCAAGAUGCUUGCACCUCUUGUGAAGGACUGGGCUCCUCAUGCAUUUGUCACAUCCUUCAAGUUGGAGACUGAUUCGUCACAGCUGGUCGCUCGAGCACGUAAAGCUUUAGCAACUUACAGACAUCAGGUUGUUGUUGCCAAUGUCCUUGAAACACGGAGGGUGUACGUUCUCAUAGUCACAGAGGAUUCUCAGAUUGAUCUAGCACUUUCAGAGAAUGAAGUGAAGCAGCACCGAGAAAUCGAGGAGAAGAUUGUGAAACAUUUGAGUGAAUGUCAUACUAAUUUUAUAGAAAAGAACAGAAAUCCCCAAUAAGUAGAUUGAAGAUGAGUUACUAAGGAUCAUCUGUACGAGAAAAGAAUAAGCUAUUGGAAUGAUGGAAGAAAAGAAUGAAAUCUUACAGAUGUGACCAAAGCCAGCUGGGAGAUCUGGUGUUAUGCUUAAUGUUUUUUUAAAAAGCAUAACAUUUGUGUGGUCUGGGUUAACUCUAACUGCAAUCAGAAAAGUUUUAAAGUUCCUCUUUGAUCCAGCAACUGCCUAAUAAAAAGUAACAUGGCAUCUUAAUCAGUAAGCAGGUAGAGCUUUUCCUGACUAAAGGGAGCUCAGUGUUGCUUUUUAAGUACUAAGAUGUUCCAGUAUCAUUGGAUGGGAGUAAAACUAUCACUAUAGUCAGUGAAGCAAUGGUUAAUAAGUUGUGAACUUCCAAGUCAGAAUUUUACAGUAUUAAUCUUCAAAUAUGCUAUAGUUGUAGAGAUUGCUGAAUGCAAUAGAUAUCUUGACCCUGCUAUUAAAUAAAACACAAUGAUGUACCUUAAUUUCCCUCAUUUGUUGAUAUGUAAUGACAGUAAUCACAGUUAUAUUAAAUGUGCAUUCAGUUCGCAGGGAUGGAUUUAAAGCAUUCCUAUCCUUUCACUGCUAUCUUUACUCAUUGUUCUGUAGGCAGCAGUAGUAGGAAUAUGAUUUUUCUUUGAGCCUUUAUGAUAGUUAGGAGUGCACCAAACUACAAUGUCAGUACGGGGGGGAGGGAUAAAGGUAACACAGUUUGUUCUUUCCUGUAUCCCUAAUUCAUUUCCAGCUCACCUGGAAGAGUUGUCAAUACCUCAACCACUGCCUUCAAGGUACCACCUUAAUAGAUGAAUCUCCAAAGCUCAACUUUUAAAAGCCAAAAUACAAUUUGAACCAUAUUAUCGUACCAACUUCUAAUAAUUCAAGUUUGUCCUUUUAUAGUAAAGACAGUAUUCGGAUGAAGUAUUUCUAGUGUGCAUUAGUGACUCUAUACAGCACACUUAUAGGACUGAUACAACAAGCUAGAACAGCAAUCACAGUCAGUAAACAAGUUGACUAUACAAUUUGAAAAAGUUAAACAACAACUGACUGACAGCAUUCCUCAUCUAUUGAUCCCUGCACAUUUUGAAUGGCUGUGGCACUUACAUUGGAGGACUUUGCAUAGAAUGACACAUCUGCAAUAUUCAGAUGGAGGAAAAUCACUUAGCUCCCCAGCAACAUGUAGAUACUAACUUUUGCCACCAUUUUGAUGGAGAGGUUAACUAUUUUAA